Messenger RNA from Pocillopora meandrina, 4065 nucleotides. Lineage: Eukaryota; Metazoa; Cnidaria; Anthozoa; Scleractinia; Pocilloporidae. The record is from the annotation of a GenBank genome assembly.
AUGGCGGCCGGUGGAGUGCCUGACCUUGGAGGCUACGAGUAUGAAUUUGUCGAAGAAAUUCCAGAUGAUUGGGAAUGUCUUGUGUGUCAGUUGCCUCUAAAAGAUCCUGUUCAAAUCGAAAAGUGUGGCCACAGGCUUUGUGAAAUCUGCGUGGGGUCAAUUUUAAGGUAAUAUUUUGAUAUGUUCUUUGUUGACUAAAAUUCCCUGUUGUACGACGUAGAAAGUUUAAAAAUAUUUAAGCAAAAGCUAAGCAAGAUAUUACGCUUGCAGUGGUGAAAUGUGUUUUUCAACGAUUAGAGUGAGUUGUUAGGUAAAAUUUGCUUAUUCGAGUCGACGCUCAAGGUUGCGAAAUACUUGACGUUUUACGUCAAUCGGUAUUAAUAACACUGCAUUACAAAUCCGUAAAGAAUGAACUCGGUUGGUUAUUGUUGCAGAGAGAAACUGGUUUGAUGUGCAAUCUGAAGGAGCUGCUUUAUCAGCAGUGAUUAUUGCCAGACAUUUCACAAUUGACAGGAUUUAGUUGAGUUCAAAUUACAUGCACUUAAUCGCUUCAGACGGAGAGACGUGUAACGGUGCCAAACAAGCGAACGGAAUUUGCAUAACUUAAUCCUGAAAGCCUUGCGGUUUAUAUUUGGCGCUCGAAACCUAUCUCGUUUCAUGAAGUCUUGAAAUACAAUGUAGGCCAAUGCAGAACAAAAUUUUAUGAGUGUCUUGUCAUAUUAUUACUUUUAAGAGGAACCAUCGGGAAAUAGGCACUCCCCAGUUACGGCGCCUUUGGUAAACAGUGAUCAAGUUUAGAAAUAAUUUACCCUUUUUAGUUUUUUGGCCACAGGGUUAGACAAAACAGUCCACGCAAAUGGACAGAUUGGCGUACCCCUGAUUAGCAGACUUUCACUCUUUCACACAUCCUUGAAUGCUCAACCACUUCACCCCCACCCCUCCCCCCCAUGUGAUUAGCUUUUUCCUACGAAAGUUUCUCACGUCAAUUUUUCCUGUUUUAGAUCCGGUACACCCCUGUGUCCUGCAGAUCGAGAGCCGAUAUCAAGAGAGAGGGUACUUUCUCUGAGCUAUAUAUGGGUUUAAUUUUUCACUUCUCUAUUCAUAGUUGAAUCAAAUUUCCUUAACUCAGCUGGUCAGUUAUGGUGUUGCACAGAGGAUAAUAAUAUUUUAAGUCAUCAAAAGAGUGGUGUGAACAACGAAACUUGACUGCAACUUUGCAGGGGUUGCUUAAAAAUAAGUCAAGUGGAAUUAAAAGUGUUAUCUUCUCCUUUUAUCCUCUGUAUUAUGUGUACAUAAUUUUUUUUUGUUUUGUUUUUGUUUGAAAGAGGGCAAGAAAAUAGAAAUACACUUAAGGAUUUCAAGUUGUACUUCUAAACAAUACAAAUAACUAAAAGGUGCUUAUUUUGAAUUGAACCCAUAUCCAUUGGGCUGUCUGUGGUUGCCUGCGAGAAAUAAUAUGGUAUAGGUUUCGAUUAGAAGAGAUAUGUGUGUGUGAAAAUGGCAGAAUGGUGUUGUCUUUGAUGCAGCUUAAAUGCAGUAAAAGAGUGUUAAACUUGUGAUGUUACACUGAGGAGUGAGUAUUAUGAUAUAAUUCCUAGUUGAUGAUCAUCAAGGCAUCACUUAUUUUGUUAAUUUACUCUUUGAUUUUAAUAAUUUAUUUUUUAAAAUUUAUUUUAGAUUUUCUCUGAUGUUGCUUGCCAUCGUAAAAUACUGAAUGCCCAGGUCAAAUGUCCUAAUGAAGAGUGUUCCUGGAUUGGAGAACUUAGGCAUGUUAAGGUAUGCAGUUGAAUCUUUUUUAAUCUUUGGUUCGGCUUUGAAUUGCAGACAAAGAGUAUCCGGCAAACUGUAACAUUUAUUCAGAUGGUUAAGGAAAUAAUCUGUCAGAUCAGUUUAAUGAAUUGGGACUGAAAAUGCGUGACAUAGUCUUUAUCAAGAAAGAAAACUGGUUAGUCACAUAACGUGUGACGCGUGACACCCAAAAUCAGAGAAACUGAUUUGAGUAUAAAAAAAUUCUGAAUUUGUUCCGCUCUGUCACCAAGUGGAAGCAGCCUUAUAUAGGCCAUAACAGGUCAUUAGAAUCCGUGUUAAUCUCCUACAUCAGUAACUAACUUCACUCCACUUAUCCACCCAACAAUUACAUCAAUUACUAGUGUUACAUUACAAAGGAGUACUUUAAACAGAAGACUCAAAAUGUACAUUUACAAACGAUGCCUUGUUUUGUGAGGAACAUCUCUUGAAUGUCAUAUCAUAGGGAGCCUCUAAGGUCGCAUGUUGAUACAUAAAUGUGAUGCCUGAUCUUUGAAGGUGUCAUUGUGGUAUUAUUGUGUCCUCAGAAACAUGGGCAAGAGUGUCCCUACCAGCCAGUUCCUUGUGUUAACGAGGGAUGCAAUGAAGAGGUUCUCCGCAAAGAUAUCAUUUCUCACAUGGAGACCACGUGCCCAUGGUCCGUGAUACAAUGCUCAUUCUGUCCUGAUCGUUUCCCAAAACUAGAGAAAAAGGUUAGUGGUUGGUAACCCACAAAGAUACUCAAUAUUUCGUGGUUAAUGAACGGGAUGAAAUUCAGUUUGAUUUGAAAUCAUACUUUUGAUUCGAAUUGAAAUAAAAAGUAAAUCACAGUCAUUUUACAAAAUCACACAACUAAAUCGCCUUAGUAUGGUUUAUCAGUGGCCAGUAAGGUAUUGGUAUUUACUGAUCUGGUGCCUAAAAAGGGAAGUGGCUUUUGAACAACAACCGUACAACAAGUUUUUGAGGGGGGGAGGGGGUAUUUCUCCGUUAUUUUUGUUAAAUUAUUUUUUGUUUAAUUUAUUCUUAUUCUUACAAAAAAAGUCCUCUGCGCAGUCCCUGGUAGAUCAAUUGCUCCUCCAGAUUGCGACUGCUUUGUUUGUAAAUAAUUAACUGCUGAGAACCAAGCAGAUUCCUAGGAUCGAGAGAGUAGUAGGGAAAAAACACACCCUGAUGUUACUCUUACGACCCAUUCUUUAGGCUCAUUGUGAGGCCUGUCCGCGCUAUCCCGUUGAAUGCAGUAACAAGUGUGGCGUGAACGACAUACCACGAGAAGAGGUACUGAGAUUGGAUUUCACCUCAUUGAUUCUUAUAAAAUUUGCCGACAGGUUGAGCUUGAGAAUUUAACUAUACGUUCAGUAAUAUAGCUUUUUCACUAAUGAUAUGAUUUAUCGAUUGAUGUCAUACAGGUCGGUAACCACACUGAAAAUCUUUGCCCUUUGACUGUGAUAGAGUGUGAGUACAGUGCCAUUGGAUGCCGAGUCAAGGUAAUAUGCACCUGAAUACCAUAACUUCAUAUAUAAAUCAGUGUUAAUUUAUUAAGGCCGUUGUUGUUGUAAGCAAUCCUUGCACAACACGGUUAAUAAGCAAAUCACAAAGUUGUUUCGUAACUUUCUCCAGUUUCAAAGACGAGAUUCCAAAGAUCAUUUUGAUGCAUUAAAAGACACCCAUCUACACUUGGCCUGCAAGAAACUGAUUGACAUGUCCAAAACAGUCCAAGAACAAGCUCAAACUAUUGCACGUCUUGAAGAGAAGUUAGAACGCCUUCACAAUUCCCCCUUUAUAUGGAAAAUAUCGAACUUUGCCUCUGUCAUGAAGGCUGCUGAAACAAAGGAACGUCUUGUAAUAAUUAGUGAUCCGUUCUACUCUAAUCACAAUGGAUACAAAUUUGAGGCGGAGCUGUAUCCAAAUGGCUACCAUAUCGAUGACGAUACUGGCAAUAAGGGAAAAUUCAUGUCAAUUUACCUCAGAAUUCUUGUAGGAGAAUAUGACGGUCUUUUGAUAUGGCCGUUUUUCGAUUCAGUUGUGUUCACGUUACUUGACCAAAACGCGUCCGUGGAAAAGAGAAGACAUUUGCGUCAAGAAGUUCAGCAGACUCCCAAUGGACUCGCAAGACCAACAGAAGCCUCCGAAGAGGCAUGUGGUUCCUGGGAAUUCGUGUAUCACAACGAUCUAUACAAGCGUUCAUACAUCAAAGACGAUACAAUAUUUAUCAAAGUCGCGUUUGUGGAACACAAAGAUAGAAAGUUCUCGAGAAUUUUCCAUGGAGAUUACGAUCUAUAG